This is a messenger RNA of Pseudo-nitzschia multistriata, 1608 nucleotides long. NCBI's taxonomy places the organism in Eukaryota, Bacillariophyta, Bacillariophyceae, Bacillariales, Bacillariaceae. The record is from the annotation of a GenBank genome assembly.
CACGUAGUUAUACGGCACUAAAGAGCACACGUACAUUUCACAGGUUAUUGGGAGUUGGGAGGGAGGUACAAUUACUCGUACGAGGUACUCAGUAUUACGACUUAAGGUACUAGGUAGUAACGGAAGGACACGAAUAAACGAACGCUGUACAAGCAACGACGACACAACGAAGCAUACUCACAGAUUACCACUCGUAGUUCUGCUUGAUCGGAUAAAAUAGUUCGGAACAUCUUGAGACUUCAAAGAUAUAAUACGAUUGCCCACAGUUGAAUGACAUCGAAGCACAUCCACCGAUCCACAGGACUGCCUCGAAAAUGCGCCGACCARCAUCGCCCGUUCCAAGAAACACCAGACCGGCUCUCCCUCCGCCGUCCGGAGCCAAGGCCCUGCAGGAGCGCCUCCACAUCUUGCUGACGCGCCUCGCGAAGACGACGGAUCUGAUCAAAACGUGGCCCGACAGCGAAGGCGACGACGCAUCCACUCACGUGAAAACCACGACCAAGCUCAUAACGGCCGUGCUGGAGGUGGUGAAAGCCCUGCAGGAAGUAGAGGGCGUGAUCCAGGCAGACGCCGCGCUGAAGAAAUCCCUCCAAGAAUGCAAGGUGCCCAUCAAUCUAUUGGAUUUGCUCGAUCACGGAAAUGGGUUGAAUCCCGGUAAGCAAAACUAGGACAGGCACAAAUAAUAGGCGAAGGCUUUCGCGCAAGAAAAACGAUACUAUACUGGCAUUCGUCGAAACAAUGAUGUGAUGAUUGAGACUAAGGUUGCACUAAYUGUGGUUUUGUGAUUCGKUCUUURCCCCUUCCUGCGUCGUGUGGUCGAUGAUGAAUUAAAAAAUGAAAACAUUGCUAGACUGCUUUUCGAGAGGUCUCGUCAAGGAAGCUCUGGGUCAGCUGGCCGGCCUAAAACGAAGAAAAAUAGCUCUAAAAAUGCUGGGCGCCGAGAUCCAGGCUGGUUUAAACAAACAGGAAGCUGUGGGUAAAGGAGAAGGCAAUGAUUGCGACCCUUCCUCCUCCACUGGRUCUCAGAAACGAAAAAUCGUCGGAAGUGAAGACAAUAAAAYGUCAGAUGAACARCAAGAACAAGCGACCGACGGUCCAGCCGAGCCGACGUCAAAAAAGAUGCGGAUAGAGGCUUCACAACCRUGACAUUUUAGAGAGAGAAAGACGGAUAGGAGAGAAUAGUUUGAUGCUACUUUACUCUUYGGAGUCAAAUUUCGGAYAAAUCAGGGUUUGUAAUUCGCUUSAUUUGAUCGCUAUUCCGAAAUAUCGCCGUCAACCAAUCUUCUUGGCAACAAUUUCCAUUGCGGUAAAAAACGACGGCAUUCUUAUGCUUCAUUCCCCGAGCAGCGCGAUGCUGUUCACUGCAGUAUUUUUCCAGUCAUGGCCAAAACAGUCCAUAGUCGACCCGGGAGCAAGCGAGACAAGGACUAGGGUGGAGGCYAUACGUCUAAAUUCGAAGAAUAGAACGCGAAACUAAAAUUGGGUUGUUACACAGGAAUGUUUGAGGCAUUUCCAAAUUGGUACGAUCGAACAAAGAAACCUUCAUUACAAUCACGAUGAAAAAGUGUCGUUUCAUGAACAGUAUUAUAAUACAAAACUAAAAGUACA